AUGUCACAAUCACUAGCUCCAGAGUGUAAUGAAAUCAAAGAGCGAUACGACACCUGCUUUCUAAAAUGGUACAGCGAAAAAUACCUACGCGGGAUUGGCACGACAGACAACAAUGAAUGUGCGGGCUUGUUCAAGGAGUACAGCACAUGCUUGCAAGGAGCAUUGAAGGAACGCGGAAUAGACAAAUUGCUUGAAGAAGCCCGGGAAGACAAUAAGGAAAACGAUACAGCGCUGAUGGGGAAAAAGAAGUGUAAGUUAUCUGAGACUCGUGGAUUACGCCAACGCUAA
This is a messenger RNA of Parathielavia appendiculata, 288 nucleotides long. Its product is annotated as UPF0203-domain-containing protein. The transcript has 4 exons. The record is from RefSeq and is a predicted model, not a curated record. Gene Ontology annotation, molecular function: phosphatidic acid transfer activity. Gene Ontology annotation, cellular component: nucleus; cytosol; mitochondrial intermembrane space. Gene Ontology annotation, biological process: phospholipid translocation. NCBI's taxonomy places the organism in Eukaryota, Fungi, Ascomycota, Sordariomycetes, Sordariales, Chaetomiaceae. The coding region runs from base 1 to 288 and encodes 95 amino acids.